CGGGAAAGUGGCAGAGCAUGAAGCAACACUAAAACACACUGAUUAUGCAGCUUUGGACCCCGAUGACAAGAGAAAACAAGGAGGAGGCAGCGUGCGGAGCAUCAAUCCCAGGCCAUCUGCAGCCCGCGCGCGCCGUGCCAAGAGUCUCCCGUGGAUGUGCCUGGCUGGCCAUCGCGGAUGGCAGAGACACACAGGAUCUGAAGAGAGCCGAUGAGCAGCUGACAGUGUUGGAGAACCCGAGCAGAAACGGGGAGCAGGUGUCGAGCUCCCGUUUCCAUUAUCCAGGUGCCGGACGCCGUGAUUGGACCGCAGGAUUUCUGAGAGAGAAAUGCAGUUCACUGACCGUGAAAACCGUUGAGGGCCAAGAGCCGGGCCACAGAGGCUUUAUGGAGACCUCAGGCCAAAAACAACACGCCAGCACACAAAAAAACAAGAGCUCUGGCUCUCUGUGCUUCUGGAUUUGGCUCCAAACCCCACCCUGGAAUGAUGAAAAAGCUCUUGGACGUGGCCUACAUCGCACCGUUCCAGGUUCCACUACGUGUUCCUCCUUGAAAACACAUCGGAUGACAUCAGGCAGCUCUGGGUUUGUGGAAAAUACAGCCUCUGCUGCCAUAAAGGCUUUUGGUGGGACGUUCCUCGGCAGCAGCUCAUCUCGUGGUGUAUUUUAUUCCAGCCGUAAUAGCAGAUUUUUUCAGUUGCCUCCGUCUCCUGGCGGGACUCCCGCGCUGCGCUGCACUUGCCAGACUUUGCAAUAAACAGCUGCAGCUUUGGGUAAAAAUAAUUACACUUCUGUCUGAGAAGAGGAGGGUGCAGCGUCUGCAGACCUCGGCCUCCACUCAAACCACAAGCACCGUAUUACUGCCAACUGAUGAGUUUCUGCUCGAGAAUCGGUUUGCAUCUCUAGGAGAAUUUUUAUUUUGUGUUGAAAGGAUGGAAAAAAUUAAGUUAAUUAAAGUCAGUCUUCAUUUACCUAGUGCUCUUUACCGUGCAAUGAAUGUGAUGGAGAUGUUUAGCAUAAAAUGUUUCAAUGCAAUAAAAGUGCAAGGUGAUUAAUACAACCAAACUCCAAAAAAAAAAAAAAUUAGUCUUAUGUCAUUUAC
This is a messenger RNA of Sinocyclocheilus rhinocerous, 1100 nucleotides long. RefSeq lists its product as uncharacterized. The record is from RefSeq and is a predicted model, not a curated record. Lineage: Eukaryota; Metazoa; Chordata; Actinopteri; Cypriniformes; Cyprinidae. The coding region runs from base 45 to 755 and encodes 236 amino acids. The transcript has 3 exons.